AGAUCUAUCUGGUUGAAGUUUCUCCCUGUCCAAACUCAAUUCUUCCAUUGAUUAUCAAUCCGUUGCCUGCAACUAUGGCCGACGAGGUUCUCGGGGGCGUUGUGGAGUCUGUCACCGGACACCUUGUUUCCCUCGUCUCCCAAGAGAUCAGACUAGCGUGCGGCGUCAGAGCUGAGCUCGUGAAACUCCAGACCACUGUCUCUAUCAUCGGUGGAAUGCUUCGUGAGGCUGACAAGAGACGAGUUGAGGCUGAGUAUGUGAAGGAAUGGCUCAAGAAGCUGAAAGAGUUGUUCUACGAUGCGGAUGAUCUACUGGAUGACUUCUCUACUGAAGUUUUGCGACGUCGAAGAGUGACGGGAGGACUUAACUGGAUCCUCAAUGAGGUGCGUAUCUUUUUCUCCUCUUCCAACCAGCUCCUUUAUCCGAGUGAGAUGGCUCAUCGAGUCAAGGAGAUUAGGGAGAGGAUCGAUGCAAUUUGGAAUGAUAGAAGCGCCUAUUUUCAGCUCGAGGGAAAUAGUAAUCUUAUGGGGAGUUUGGUGGAAAGCCGAGCUAGGCCGGAAACUAUUCCGUUCAAGUCUGACCCGUAUGUGAUUGGACGAGACAAGGACAAGGAGACAGUUAUUGAGUUCUUACUCAAUCCUGAUUUUGAGGAGAAUGUUUCCGUCCUCCCAAUCGUGGGUGUGGGAGGUCUAGGGAAAACGACAUUGGCAAGACUUGUGUUCAACGAUGACAAGGUGAAGGAAUAUUUCGAGAUGAGGCUAAUUUGGGUCUGUGUGUCAAUCCACUUCCAUGUGGAGGAUAUUGUGAGGAAGAUAGUACGAGAAUGCUCCCCUAACAAAGAAGGAAUUUCAAAUCUCGACAUGAAUGAGUUGCAAAAAAGGCUGGGAGAAUGGCUCCAUGGAAAGAAGUUCUUACUUGUUUUAGAUGAUGUGUGGAAUGAAAACCGGUCUAAAUGGUUGGAACUUCGAGAAUUUCUCAUGAGCGGUGUCAAAGGAAGUAAGAUAUUGGUGACCACUCGCUAUCCUCGAGUGGUGGAAACAAUGACUCGAAAAUUUCAUAAAUUGAGUGGCUUACCUAACAAUGAGUCGCUCUCUUUGUUGAUGCAAAUGGCGAUGAAGGAGGAGCACGAGUGGAAAGGUCAAAAUCUAGAAAAGAUUGCGGGAGAAAUUGUGAAGAAGUGUGCGGGAGUUCCCCUUGCAAUUAAGACGAUUGGGCGAUUGUUAGUGUUCUCUGGAAGUACCGAAGAAGAUUGGUUGAAUUUCAAGGAUAAUGAUCUAUCUUCUAUAGAUCAAGAAGAAAGUGACAUUAUGCCAACGCUUAAGUUGAGUUACGAUUUUUUGCCAUUGCAUUUGAAACCGUGCUUUGCUUAUUGCAGCUUAUUUCCGCAAGAUUAUGAGCUAGAACCACGGGAGCUUGUCUAUCUCUGGAUGGCACAAGGAUUUAUUAAUAAACCUCUAGGCAGUAAGAAAACCCUCGAAGAAGUAGGUUACGAUUAUUUCAGGGAGCUGCUUUCCAGAUCCUUUUUCCAAGACAUAGAAGAAGAUGUGUACGGCGACAUUAUGAGGUGUAGAAUGCAUGAUCUGAUGCAUGAACUCGCACGGCUAGUAGCAGGAAAGAAUUACAUCGCCAUUGAUAGCUCACAUGAAGAGAGGUUCCAAGAAGAAGCUCGACAUGUAACUACCAAUGAUCCGAAUGUGUUGAAUGGAUUUGCAACAGACAGAAGAAUAAGGUCCAUGUUUCUUAUAGUUGAAAAGAGGAUUCAUAUUGCUCGUUUGGAUGUUUCAUGUUUUAGAAGCCUACGGGCACUACGUAUUCGUCGUGCCGGUAUAAAGGUGAUUUCACGUUCCAUUGGUAAACUCAAGCAUUUGAGGAGCCUUGAUCUAUUGGGUAAUAAUGAGUUAAGGUGUCUUCCGAAUUCCAUAAGCAGGUUGUGCAAUUUGGAGAGCCUUAUUCUCACAGUAUGUCGGGAUCUAGAAGGAUUACCAAGUGGGAUAACGAAGUUGGUCAAUUUGAGGCAGCUCAGUGUGGAGGGAUGUGAUAAGUUGACACAUAUGCCAAGGGGGAUUGGGAAAUUGACUAGUCUGCAAAGGUUAGAUGUAUUUGUAGUAGGGGAGGAAUCGAACCAAAAUGCUGCAGGGCUAAACGAGCUGAGCAGACUUACCGGAUUGAGGAAAGAACUGACUAUUGAAGGAUUAGAAAGAGUGGGGAGUAGUAGUAUUUCGAGCGAGGUGGAUGCUUCCUUCUCGAUGGAGAAGUUAGCUGAUCUUCAAUGUUUGGAACUAUGUUGGUCCACCCAAGACAGGGAUACGAGCAAUGACGAAGAAGUUUUGGAAAAACUUCGACCCCAUUCAGAUGUGAAGGGAUUGAGGUUAUAUGGAUACGGUGGUGUCAGACUUCCAUCGUGGGUCUCUCAACUGCAUAGAAUAGUCGAGAUUGAGAUUAAACAAUGUCAGGGAUGCAGGCAGCUACCACCUAUAGAUCAGCUCCCUUCCCUCAAAAGAAUCUGCUUGUAUGAUUUGAGGAAUUUGGAGCAUAUAGAAUUAUCGGAGGGUGGGACGAUGCCACAGUCUAAUUUCUUUCCAUCCUUGGAAGAAAUAACGCUAUGGGGAUUGCCUAAAUUCAAGGGAUGGGAGUGGGAGAGGAGGGGCAAUAGAAUUGAAGAGGAGGAUGGCGAUUCUUCUUCUUCUUCUUCUUCUUUGUUAAUACUCCCCUGCUUCUCCGACAAGGUCAAGGUUAACAUUGAUUAUUGCCCAAGAUUCUCUUACAUGCAGCAUGGUCAACAGCUAUUUCUUCACCAACACGAUCCAGUAUUUCUUCCCCUUGGCCCUCAACGAUCGAUGGCAGUGCUGGUGCCGACUGAUCCAUAUCCAUCUCCAUCUCCAUCGACCAUAUCCGAUUCUCUAUCUCUCACCGCACUGACAUCCCUCUCCAUCAGCGAAAUUGAGGAUGCAGAGCACUUGCCCGGGGAGUUGUUCCAGUCCCUCCCAUCUCUCCAGUCUCUUAUAAUCAGUAAUUGCCCUCGCCUUAAAGCACUCCCUCUGGGGGCAAUCCUCCGAUACGUAUCCACCCUUGAGACGCUGAAAAUUUCUGAUUGCCCAGAGCUUGAUUUAUCCACCGAGAAUGAUGACGACAACGACGAUGGUGGUAAUGCUGAAGGCAUGACCGAUCUUUUGCAGCUACAGGGCCAUCAUAAACUUCGCCAUCUAACUAUCCAAGGAGUUCAUAAGACGGAGUGUUUGCCUGGGUGGUUCCAGUACCUCUCCAACCUCCAAAUUUUAACCAUUAGAGAUUGCAAGGGCUUGAAGUCUCUUCUGCCUGGAAGACUGAUUCUUUCGCUUCUCACCACCCUCCAGAACUUGACUUAUCAAUAGGGGAGUCAGAAGACAUGCCGAUGGCGGCUUAUUCUCAGUUCAAUAAACUUCGCAAGUUGGAAUUCUACGACAUAAAAAAAAUGGAGACUCUCCCGUGGUGGAUUCAACACCUCACUAACCUUGAAUCUUUAGAGAUCAACUCUUGCGAGAAUCUGAAGGCUUUGCCUGAGUGGUUUCCCAAUCUCACCUCACUCAAACAUCUUGGGAUUUAUUCCUGCGGGGAGGAGCUGACAAGAAGGUGCCAAAUAGAAAAACGGAGGAGGAGAGGACUGGCCUAAGAUUUCUCACAUCCCGCAUGUAGAAGUAAGAAGAUGACUGAAGUGUGAUGGAUCCUCCCUCACUCACUGCCUCCAAUAAAUUUCUUGUCUAAUAUUACGAGUCAAAAAGGAGUGGACCAUCCCUCAUUCUCCAUCCUUUUACGUGUGCUGCCACUUGCACUUGAGAAUAGUCGCAUACAUUUUUCACAAUAACUAAAAAUAAAAGAAAAAAGUGAACGGAUCGAUAAGACUCAUUAGCGUCAUGGCCUUCUCUUUUACCAUUUCGGUCCGAUUGCAUUUGCAGGAGUCAUCGGUGUUAGAUCAAUUGAAUGUGGUGUUGACUCUAUACGAGCUAUAGCACUAGUAAUCUGUGGCAGCUUUUCCAUUCUCCUAAUGAAGAGUUUUCUGUGCUAAAUCUAAUUUGAACAUUGUUGUAGCUCGUGGUUGUUCGCGCCGACUUGAAUGGGCACCUCAAGUCUGUAUGAGACUAUUCCCUUCUCUAGCAAAGGGAGAUGUCUUCCAGGUGGGAGAUGCUUAAAUCAUUUGGUUUUUCAUCAAAUUCUUUCUUUUUAUUUGUUGUCUGCAGGAGACCUUUUUGUCCCAAUAUAGAAAUUUCAUAGUUUACUUGUUUCUUGUACGUAGCUUUUGAAAGUGGAUGCUCUUUACUCGAUUCAGUCUUCAAAUGUUUCAGCUAGUGGAUUGUUGUAACAUGAAGUCCAAAAUUCUAUAUCUCUUAUGCAAAUGUCCAAAGGCUCUCAAAAAGUUUAAGGGUUCACACGCCAGUUUCUUUUCCAGAAGGAGCCAUUAGUAGACUUAAAGCUGAGCAGACUCCGAAGAUGAUUUACUUCCACAGUCUGAGGCUGAUAAGAUUGAAGCAAUGCUUCGAGACUGAAAGGAGUCCUUGGAGUUUCAUAAGAGAUCGUUUGAAUGUGCUGUUGACUCUAUACGAGCUAUAGCAGCCAGUCAUCUUUGGCAGCUUCUGGUUGUUCGUGCUGACUUGAAUGGGCAGCUUAAGGCUCCAAAAGACUGUUUCCUUCUAGCAAAGGGAGAUUUCUUCCAGUGCUUUCUUGAGGAAAGUCGGCAACUGAUGCGCUUGGCACCUCGUCGGUCAACUCCUGAAGCUGAACUUAUGGUCCCCUUUCAGCUGGCAACAAUAAAGACCAUAAAUGAGGAAGACAAAUAUUCAAGAAGUGCUCUCCAAGUUGAUGUCAUAGAAUCCCAAUGGAAUGUUUUGCAAGGACGCAUUCACGACUCUUAUGACUUCACGGAACUCGUACGGUUCCAUCAAGAGUACUUGUCGACUUUAAUUUCAAAGUCAUUCUUAGAUACUGGUUCUGUGUUGAGGAUACUGACAGCAUAAUGAAACUACGCCCCCAGUUCUACUGGAACAUUGAGAACCAAGAAAGCUUCACAAAUUCAUCUGAACUGGAGCACAUUACAGAGUUCUUAAAGAUAUUGGCUCUGUGUCGAGGAUAUUGGACAACAUAAUGAAACUAUGCCUCCAAUUCUGCUAGAACAUUGAGAACCAAGAAAGCUUCACGCAUUCAUUUGAACUGGAGCACAUUACAGUGUUGGAGAGAAGCAAGUCUGAUAUGGAUUGUGUGGUUCUGAAGACCACGGUUGACCACCAACAGGGAUAGUGUUUCCGCUGAAUCGCUUGAAUUUGUAGCCUCAAAGCAUCCCAGAACAGAAGUCGUCGCUGAUGAAAUUAGGAUUUCCAGAACAAGCACAGAUGAAGAGCUUCAUCAGGAAUUAGCUGAGCUGCAGAGAGCAGCGCCUCUUAAGGAUGAGGUUUCAAGCUGCAAGCCUAUUGAGAGCACGGGAGAAGAUAUAUUAGUUGCAGAUACUCUGUCACGACCUUCACUGACUGUCUCAGAUGUUAAAGUUCCUUGCUCUAGUCGAAAGAUAUUUUCCAAGUUACAAUAUUCUUUUCAUGACUUACUAGCACGAAUGCAGAAGAAAUUGUUAAGAUUACAGUCCAGUGGCUAUACAAGCAAAGAGCAAAUCCGAAAAGGUCUAAUAUACAUCUUCAUAUGUACAUUCAUCGGAGUUUACGCUAUAUUUCUUACUUUAGAGUUAUUAAUGGUCAUUUAGCUACUAUGCUGCUGCAACACUUGAACUUUCCCACCCAGAGAAUGAGGAGCGAAAAGCAAGGGCUUUAGCUGCAACCACGGCUGAACUUGAAUGGCGAUUCGACAAAAAAGAUUUUGGUCGAAUGAAGGUAAUUGGGCAAUUCAAUCUUGGGUUUAUCGUUGGAAAGUUGGAUGAAGAUUUAUUUAUUGUAGAUCAGACCAGUUUACAGUCGACAGCAGGAAUGGAGCAAAAUCAGAUUAGUCGUUACCUUUAAGCAAUCAUCCUCGAGAUGACAAAGUUUACGGAAGCCAAGCAACCUCAAGUCAAACAGAUACUAGUGAAAAAUAUGUAGAGAGGAGAACGCGUUCAUCUUCGCUCAUGAGUUGGACCUCCUUCCUGUAGAGAAAACGAGCUGCCUCAGAUUUCCCAUAACGGUGGAUCUGUCUUCUAUUUCAAAACCAUGAAGUGAAGAUCAAUGGGGAAGUCUCUCGGUUUACAUAGUCUGGACUCUCAAUGCAGCUAGAGAUGCACAAACUUGUUAGAUAUGGGCAGGCAUUGCACACCAUCUGUAUGCUCCUAACCGAUCAGCAAUUAAACACUCAGUAUGGACAA
Molecule: messenger RNA, 6313 nt
Organism: Punica granatum (pomegranate)
Lineage: Eukaryota; Viridiplantae; Streptophyta; Magnoliopsida; Myrtales; Lythraceae
Source: RefSeq, a predicted model, not a curated record